Molecule: messenger RNA, 4387 nt
Organism: Sardina pilchardus (European sardine)
Lineage: Eukaryota; Metazoa; Chordata; Actinopteri; Clupeiformes; Clupeidae
Product: protein mono-ADP-ribosyltransferase PARP12-like
Exons: 12
Coding region: 496-3648 (1050 amino acids)
Cellular component (GO): nucleus
Molecular function (GO): NAD+ poly-ADP-ribosyltransferase activity; metal ion binding; NAD+-protein mono-ADP-ribosyltransferase activity
Source: RefSeq, a predicted model, not a curated record
UAUCUUCAGUUUCAUUAUCCACUAUUGAAUUUGGUGGAGUUUAAAAAAGACUUUAUGUAGUGUGUGUGUUGUUGCAGGACAUACUAUCUAUUUAAAAAGAAAAACAAUCCAAGUAAAUGAAAUCGAGCAACUGAUUAAAUAUUUACCAGGAUUCUGGAGAGGUGUUGUUACAUCAUCUAAGGGGCUUGAGCAGGCAAACCAGUAAGUUACAAAAGUAGGCUAUAUCAUUCAAGUGAGGUAGUUUAUAGCCUACGUCAUCAUAAAUAGCCUAUAACCGGGAAUUAUCGGACUUUGAGCCAUUUUCCUGAAAUUCUAAUAAGAAGUUGUCUUUAUUCUUUCCCUAAUCCCUUAGGCCUAUGACUGUAUACUGACUUCCACCAAGUUAAGUUUCGUUUCCCUGAUAGUGACCCGGUGUUUAUUUUCCUGGCGAGCAAAGUCCCCCAGCCUGCGCGCUACAUAGUGGCACAUCCUGACAGCUGUGCAGUACAAGCACAGAUGGAGUCACAGCUGCCUACCAUGCAGGCCGCAGCGCUAGUCUACAAGGUGACGUGUGCCCAGUCUGGGCGAUCGGACCUCGGUCAGCUGAAGGACGAUCUAGCUGGCCGGAUCCAGAAAGACGAACUUGAGCAAAUUCUGGGGAAUAAGCAACUGUUUGUUGUUUGCAGUCUGGAUGGAAAGAAAACUGUAAUCGCCAAGACACAGCUAAGGCUCUGCAGGGCUCGGGAUUGCUCUGGCUGUUCAAAUUUACACCUGUGUAAAUUGUACCUGCUUAGUGAGGACUGCCCUCACAAUCGUGGAAGGCGAGUGUGUUGCUUCAGCCAUGACCUGUACUCUGAUCACAACAACCAGUUGCUGCGGCAACACUAUCUGCAGGAGCUCAGCAGGGAGGAGCUGUGCACUUUACUUCUGCAGAGCACUCUUCUGCCACCGGUGUGCUUCACCUACAACAGAGGUGCAGGUGAGUUUGGGUUUUGUCCCGACAAGGACACCUGCCGUAGGCUCCACAUCUGUGAGAAGUACCUCAGGGGUACUUGUUACAGAGGUGACUGUGACAGGUCACAUGACUUUUUUGAGCCCCACCCAAAUAGAAUAUUGCAGGCCAGGGGCGUGUCCAGCGGAAUGGUGGGAUCCUUGCUGUCCGUGUAUCGGAACAUUCUGGCCAUAUGGGAUUCUAACAGUCCAGGCAUUCACAGCAGAGGCACAGAAAUAUGCCUCUUUCAUAUCAAGAAUUACUGCAAACAAGGAAACAGGUGUGCAAAGGUCCACUUCCACUUGCCAUACAGAUGGGAGUUUAAGGAUGGACAGGGCUGGUCGCAGCUUACAGACAACGAAACCAUAGAGCAAGACUACUGUGACCCGUCAAAGUCCUACAGUGGGGGAAAUGUGCCUGUGCAUUUUGACACCAUGACCCGGAAUUCGGUAGAGGUUCGACGCCUCUCCACAGUCUCCUCGGUGACCCAGCCCACCUUCAUCCUCACCACCAGAUGGGCAUGGUACUGGGAGGACGAGUUUGGACACUGGACUCAGUACGCAUCAUCAGAGGGUGCUGACCAUUCAGCCUCCAUCACUAGUGAAGAACUGGAGAAGAAGUACCAGGAGGACAAUAGUGCUGCUAUUGAGUUCAAUGCUGGAAAACACACCUAUGAACUCAGCAUGCAAGACAUGAUUCAGUCCAACCAGCGGUUUGGCACCAAAAGACUUGUGAGAAGAAGACCUGUCUUUGUCUCAGCAGCAGAGGUUCGAAAGAUUAAAUCAAGUUCAGUCCAGACACGUAAGAGUAUGCCCCACCACUGGGAUAAACUGAACAUGCCAGAAACAGGAUUUAAGAGGGUUACACUUGAAAGUUCCUCAAAGGACUACACAGCGAUUGCUGACCUCUUCAGGCAAACCAUGACUGGAUUUAGAGUGACCAGCAUCGAAAGAGUCCAGAACCACGGCUUGUGGGAGGUUUUUCAGUGGCAAGCAGAUCAGAUGAGAAAAAAUAAUUCUGGACGGACAAAUGAAAAAAUCCUCUUCCACGGCACCGACUCCAAGCACGUUGAUGCCAUCUGUCAGCAGAACUUUGACUGGCGCAUCUGUGGGACCCAUGGAACCGCCUAUGGCAAAGGGAGUUACUUUGCCAGAGACGCCAGGUACUCCCACAGCUACACAAGCCCGUCCAGCUCCAGGACCAUGUUCGCCUGUAGGGUCUUACUAGGAGAGUACACCACAGGGAUGGCUAGCUACGUCCGACCCCCGGCCAGAGAAGACGACCUGAACGCGUUUUACGACAGCUGUGUGAACCGCAUGUCGGACCCGUCCGUGUUUGUCGUGUUUGAAAAACACCAGGUGUACCCCGAGUACCUCAUCCAGUACACCGAGGGUGCUCUGCCACCAGGUGUGCACGUCCCGCAAAGCAUCUCUUCUCAGGGAGCCUCCACCUCACAAGGCCUCUCCAAGGCCACCUCGUCCGCACGAUUCAGCGAUGGGACGACCACCACCACAGACGCACCGUUCAUCUCAAAUGCCAGAGCUCUGCAGGCCACCACCACAGACGCACCGUUCAUCUCAAAUGCCAGAGCUCUGCAGGCCUCUGCUGGAGCUGCCGCUCUUGUGGUUCCCCGCCAGGCUGGGCCAACUCGGCACAUUCCCAUGUCUGCCACAGCCACCUCAGACAAGCCACAAGCGACACACGUAGACUCUAGGUUCAGUUCAAGUGCUCAAGCCAGAGUCCCAGUCUUCACGAAAGCACCUACGCUUGUGCCCAGGUCACACGCUUCACCUGGUUCAACCUUGACCUCAGCAAGGUCAUCAGAUGACCUUGUGAUGUCUGUGUCAGAGAAUACACUAGGCAGUUAUGUCCUCCCAAGUAGUGCACGCUCAACUUCGAUGCCAGUGAGGCCUAGAAUAGCGGCCAAAUCAGCAAGCCUCACUAAGCACUUUGUUAGCCCCAAAACAGAGGUCUCAGAUGCCACCCUUGCUCAUUCGGCUGUUUCUAAGGUGGCACACACCUCGGUCUCUCACCAGACUCCCCAGAGUUUUCCCUCAUCCGGAUGCGUGACCAUCUCUGAACUUGAGGCAGCUGCAAGAGGUGUCAGAGUCAGAGACAGAACUAGUGUUCAGAACUCUGUGGCCAAAGUCCGACCGUCACACUGGCAAGCUGGAAAGGCACUGUCCGAAGCAUCUAUCCCUCCAUCUCUCUCAAAAUAUGUCAGCCCCUUAGAUGAUGUGAGGGAGUUGCAUGCUACCACUGUGUGCUCUCACUCUGGGCUGAUCUCCGACCAAAGCACCUGUGAAAAGCGUCAGGUUCCAGGCUCUGCUAGCAGAACCUUACGUUCUCCGACCACACGGGACUCUGGGCUUAUGUCCGACCUUAACAGGGAGUACCAAAGCACCCUGGAAAAGCGUCAUGUUCCAAGCUCCGCUAGCAGAACCUUAAGGUCUUCGAGUUCAGGCGCUCAUCCAUCAGCGCCAAGCGUGUUUUCACCCUCACGAGCAAACAUCAUGUCUCGUCCGACUCUUUGGCUCUCAGGGGCGAAUGACCCGCAGUUGGCAUCACCCAUGCCUUCCACAUUGCCAUCUGACGCCACGGGCCAGUCUCCACUGUCCCAUGUGGGCGCGUUUUCAGAUUUACUUGAUUACUUCCAGAAACUCUCUAAUCAGAAAUGAGAUUCUGUUUUUAUUUCAAUCUUGGUGAUUGUUGUUUGCUAGAUUGACUGGACUUGCUGAAAUGGCAUCUAUUGUAUUGUAAUCAUAACAAAAAGGAAUUUAAACCAGUACUCACUGCCACAAAAGCACAGCACUAUCUAAAUUAAGUAUACUGUAUCUAAAUAAAUAAUAAUAAAAAUGUAUGUUCAUUGUUUUUUAUUUGCUUCUAUGAGUGUACAGGUUUUUUUACCAUUUUGAAACAACAUAAAUAUCAUAAUUCACUUAAAGGAACACGGCAAAUUAAUAAAUUGAAGUGGGUUAGACCAGUUAGCCUAUAGCUCACUUUUAGCUACAGGCUGGCUACAGGCUAGCUGGUCCAACCCACUUCAAUGAAUUAUGCUAAGAUAGGCUAACUGUGAAGGGAAGAGAAAAGAAGGGUAUGUGUCCUCUUAUCUAAUUCUGGAGAAGAGGGCAAAUAAGCUUACUUCCCAACAAGUGCACGUGUUCCUUUCAGAGUCUAAGUCUGCCAGCAAUAAGAAAAUACUCCAUGUAUGAAAUGUGCAAUUUCAUAAGCUUGUUUUGCGGGUGUAAAUAUUAUUCUCUUUCUUUUAUUCCAGGAAGUUACUUUGCCAGAGAUGCCUCAUACUCUCACAGAUACACCAGCUGGGAGGGAACCAGGGCCAUGUUUGUCUGUCGGGUUCUGGUAGGGGAACCCGCUCAAGGCAACCCCAGUCUUCUCCGACCGCCGGCAAAAAAUGGA